This is a messenger RNA of Bubalus bubalis (water buffalo), 4005 nucleotides long. RefSeq names its product glycerol kinase (gene GK). Gene Ontology annotation, molecular function: glycerol kinase activity. The record is from RefSeq and is a predicted model, not a curated record. The transcript has 22 exons. Gene Ontology annotation, biological process: glycerol-3-phosphate biosynthetic process; glycerol metabolic process; triglyceride metabolic process. Gene Ontology annotation, cellular component: mitochondrion. NCBI's taxonomy places the organism in Eukaryota, Metazoa, Chordata, Mammalia, Artiodactyla, Bovidae. Bases 182 to 1945 code for a protein of 587 amino acids.
CUGGGCCGGAGGGGCGGGGCGAGAAGGCUCCGCGCCGGUAAAGGGGCCGCUCGAAGCGCGGUCCGAGCCAUCUACUGCCGCCAGCCUGCAGGCCCUCCAGGCUAGCCGCACGCCCCUUCCCCGCCCGUCGCCGUCACCAGGGAAACGGGUCAAGACCGCCCGCCAACCCAAAGCUGGUUUCAUGGCAUCCGCGAAGAAAGCAGUGUUGGGGCCCUUGGUGGGAGCAGUGGACCAGGGCACCAGCUCGACGCGCUUUCUGGUUUUCAAUUCAAAAACAGCCGAACUACUUAGUCAUCAUCAAGUGGAAAUAAAACAAGAGUUUCCAAGAGAAGGGUGGGUGGAGCAGGACCCUAAGGAAAUUCUGCAGUCUGUCUAUGAGUGUAUAGAGAAAACGUGUGAGAAACUCGGGCAGCUCAAUAUUGAUAUUUCCAACAUAAAAGCUAUUGGUGUCAGUAACCAGAGGGAAACCACUGUAGUCUGGGACAAGUUAACUGGAGAACCUCUCUACAACGCUGUGGCUGCUCCAGUUUCUCCUGGUCCUUCAGAUCCAGCUGCCGUUGUUCCCUCUGGCUCUUCAGUUCCAGCUGCUGGCGCUUCCUCAGUGUGGCUUGAUCUAAGAACCCAGUCUACUGUUGAGAGUCUUAGUAAAAGAAUCCCAGGAAAUAAUAACUUUGUCAAGUCCAAGACAGGCCUUCCACUUAGCACUUAUUUCAGUGCGGUGAAGCUUCGUUGGCUCCUUGACAAUGUGAGAAAAGUUCAAAAGGCCGUUGAAGAAGAUAGAGCUCUUUUUGGGACCAUUGAUUCAUGGCUUAUUUGGAGCUUGACAGGAGGAGCCAGUGGAGGGGUCCAUUGUACAGAUGUAACAAAUGCAAGCAGGACAAUGCUUUUCAACAUCCAUUCUUUGGAAUGGGAUAAAGAGCUCUGCGAAUUUUUUGAAAUUCCAAUGAAAAUUCUUCCAAAUGUCCGGAGUUCUUCAGAGAUCUAUGGCCUAAUGAAAAUCUCUCAUAGCCCGAAAGCUGGGGCCUUGGAAGGUGUGCCAAUAUCUGGGUGUUUGGGAGACCAGUCUGCUGCGUUGGUAGGACAAAUGUGCUUCCAAGAUGGACAAGCCAAAAACACGUAUGGAACAGGCUGCUUCUUACUAUGUAAUACAGGCCGUAAGUGUGUAUUUUCUGAACAUGGCCUUCUGACCACAGUGGCUUACAAACUCGGCAGAGAUAAACCCGUAUAUUAUGCAUUAGAAGGUUCAGUAGCUAUAGCUGGUGCUGUUAUUCGCUGGCUUAGAGACAAUCUUGGAAUUAUAAAAAGCUCCGAGGAAAUUGAAAAACUUGCUAAAGAAGUAGGUACUUCUUAUGGCUGCUAUUUCGUCCCAGCAUUUUCGGGGCUGUAUGCACCUUAUUGGGAGCCCAGUGCAAGAGGGAUCAUCUGUGGGCUCACUCAGUUCACCAAUAAAUGCCAUAUUGCUUUUGCUGCAUUAGAAGCUGUUUGUUUCCAAACUCGAGAGAUUUUGGACGCCAUGAACCGUGACUGUGGAAUUCCACUCAGCCAUUUGCAGGUAGACGGUGGAAUGACCAACAACAAAAUCCUUAUGCAGUUACAAGCAGACAUUCUGUAUAUUCCAGUAGUGAAACCAUCCAUGCCUGAAACAACUGCUCUGGGAGCUGCCAUGGCUGCGGGGGCUGCAGAAGGGGUUGGCGUCUGGAGUCUGGAGCCUGAGGACUUGUCGGCUGUCACAAUGGAGCGAUUUGAACCUCAAAUCAACGCUGAGGAAAGUGAAAUUCGUUAUUCUACAUGGAAGAAAGCUGUGAUGAAGUCAAUGGGUUGGGUUACAACUCAGUCUUCAGAAAGUGGUGACCCUAGUAUCUUCUGUAGUCUGCCCUUGGGCUUUUUUAUAGUGAGUAGCGUGGUAAUGUUAAUCGGAGCAAGGUACCUCUCAGGUAUGCCGUAAAUACUACCAACUCAUGGAUUCCAAAGAUGCGAGCUCUUUACCUAUGGAGAGAAUCCAGUGAUUCUGUCUCUUAAUGUGAUGACACUAUUCAUAAACUGGUUUUAUUUAUAAGCCACUUGCUGCAUGAUCCUCCAAGUAGACCUGUGGCUUGAAAUAAAGAAAAUGCAGCAGAAAGAAUGCUAUAGAAACAUUGGGUGUUUUUUUUAACAGCACUAGUUAAGAUUGGACCAGCCACCUUUGGGGCUGACCCCCUCCUUUGCAAUCAUUUCCUGCCUCAUUCCCUGUAAGAUCUAGGAAGAAUUCAGAUCCUGUCCAUUGGAAUUUUUUAUCACAUAUAUUCAGACUCUGAUGGGCCAGGAUUUGAUUCCUGCACUACACACACUUCAUUAAGGGGCUAUUACUAACCGGCUAAAAAUCUGUGAUUUUUUGUUUGCUUCUUUUUAACAGACUCCCCUACCCAAAGUCCUCUUUUCUGCUUAUUAGGGAGACCACAACAUCUUCACUAAAUGUUUAAAUGGAAGCCUUUACUAAAUUCUUAAAAUAGAAAUUUAGUACUCUCAUUCCUUAGGCAUUUUUCUAAAAAAUAUUUGCCAAAACUGAAAAUUCUUCAUGUAUUUUACAUGGUCUCACUAAUUAUACUGAAUUGCUGCUAUCUGGAUCUUAUAGGGAAGGACACUUUCCUUUCUUUUUUCGUUCAUCUCUCUUUUUUAUAUUUUUUACAUUGUGUAUAACAUACAUGCCUCUAUAUUUUGUAUAAUAAGGGUAGCCCAUUUAUAAAUUAAGAGUACAUGUUCUCACUAAUUACACUGAAUUUCUGUCAGGAUCUUAUAGGGAAGAACACUUCCUUUUCUUUUCAUCUCUCCUUUUUAUAUUUCUUACUUUGUAUGUGUAACAUACAUGCGUUUAUAUUUUAUAUACUGAGGGUAGCCCAUUUAUAAAUUAAGAACACAUUGUAUUCAGUGGAUUCUAAUGGGGCUGGUCUUAAGUGGACCACUAUGUGUAUAAAUAUUUUGGGGAAAACAGCUGUGUACAUUUUUGGGCAACGGUUAUACAUAUUAUUUACCAGGAGAAGCUUUCUUGAAGAGCCAACAUUUAAAAUUUAAGUAUAUGUUCUAUGUGAAUAAAAGAAAAUGUACUUUAUUGUGACUAUAAUUUCUUAUACCAUACUUUUAUAUGCUAAAAAAAACCUGUGGAAUAGUAUAGCAAAUAUUGUUUUCAAAUACAAGCACUGAGUCCAUAUAAAGUUUGCUUUUCCUUUGACAUAUAUUUAGAUCUAUUUAGGAUCCUUUUGAGGGGAUAUCAAAAAAGUUUACAAACUUAAGUAGAAAAAAAAAGCCAAGAAUCUCUUUCCAUCUAAGUGUGUUAUAAAUUGCUGAUAAGCAAUUAAAAUUUCUGUUUGAGAUGACAAGUAGUUAUCUCUGCUUAUGGACAUAUUAUUAAUACAAGAGAAAAAUGGUUUAAUUGAUAGAAAAAGCUUCCAGUAAACCCAAGAAUUUCCUUCUCGCUGCACCCACAACCAAGAAAUUCUCAAAAAAUUUAAUGUGAGGCAUUAUAACAAUUUACCUAAUCUAGCUUCUCAAUGUCAAUUUUAAAAUAAUCUUAAGAUUAAUUUUUUUACUACAAACAAGAAAAUACUGCCUCCUAGUUAUUUUCUUCAGUGAUGAAAAUGGAAAAAUAUUUAUAUAUUAAUAUAUUUAUAUAUAUUAAUAUAAAAGGUUUUGUUUUGUUUGGAAUGAAUGGUAGUUUGCAUUUUCAGUUCUGAUUAUGCUGUUUGUAAAUUAUUGAAUCUGCUGGGUUUUAUUGGUGCAGCUGCCACUUGAGUGACAUAAAUGUUACAGAAAGGUACUAUGAAAUUAUUACUUUGUGGCAAGGACACUUUUAAACAUUGUUUGUUUCUACAAAGGUAGUUUGAGUUAAUGUAAAUAACUGUGAAAAUCAUUGUUCUGAUAAUUUUAAGAUUAAUUAAUUUUCUAUAAAUUGUGAUAUUUAUAAAUGUUUGAAAUGAUACACGUUGAUAUUUAAUGAUAAAUUUACUUAAAAUAAAUUGACCCUCAUUCUUA